CAGGCGGAGGGCAGGAUGAGCGACCCGGCCGUGUGCUGCUUCCUCACCAGGGCGCUGUGCGCGCAGGGCGGGCGGCUGGGGCUGCCGGAGCUGCAGCAGCACGCCGGGCUGUCGGCCCCGCAGCUGGCCGAGACGCUGGCGGCGGCGGGCCCCCGGCGCUUCCUGAUGUUGCGCGGCGGCGCCGAGGUCCUGGCCGUGUCUGACGUGCGGGUCUGUCCCCGCAGGGAGUGCGGCGGCGGCUGCGAGCGGCUGCACCUCUGCAAGCAAAACCUCAUGGGCAAGUGCCACCUGGGGCCCAGCUCUUGCAAGUACUCACAUGACAUCACCAAUGCUGAGAACAAAAAAAUUCUAAGAAAACAUGAUUUGUCUGGCCUCAGUGAGAAUGAGCUGCGAAUCCUGCUUCUUCAAAACGACACUUUCUUCCUCCCUGAUACCUGCCAGUUUUACAACAAAAAAGGUGGUGUCUGCAUGCAGCAAAACAACUGCAACAAGCUUCAUGUUUGUCGACAUUUUCUCCAGGGGGAAUGUAGAUUUUUUCCAUGCAUGAGGUCCCAUAACCUCUUGGAUGGCCAUGCACUGAGAGUGUUGGAAACUGGAGGCAUUGAUGGGAAAAUAGCUUCGAACCUCCAGAUUAUAUAUGAUUAUAAGCACAUGGAGUUCAACAGGGAACUGAAGAAGGGAAAUGUACACAACUACAAACCAAGGGGAAAUUGUUUGAAAAAAACAGUAGUUACAAUGAGUAAAGAACCGAAGGUACCUUUGCAAACAGUGGACUCCACACUCCACGUGCCAUCUCCAGAAGAUAAAAAGGACGAUUCCUCUGCUGAAGCUUCAAAGGACAACAAAGAAGUUAACUGUGAUGAGAUCUGUGUGUUCUAUGUCUGGAAGUACUGCAAACAUAAGGAUAAAUGCAAAUCUGUUCAUUACCAUUUGCCAUAUAAAUGGGAGAUAUAUGAUGGGAUCACCUGGAAUGACCUUUCCAUGAUGGAGGAAAUUGAAAAGGCCUAUUGCGACCCAAAAACCAGCAGCAUAGCAAGCAGGAACAUUAACUUUCAGACAAUGACCUGCUAUUCUUCUCCAGUUCGGCGCCUCUCUACACCAUCAUCAGUCACAAAACCCACAUUCGUACUGACCACACAGUGGAUAUGGUAUUGGAAGAAUAACCAAGGCCAGUGGAUUGAAUAUGGAGAACAGGGAGAAGGGGACAGUGUGGACUCACCAUCUUCUGCUGUUCUUGAGAAUUUGUAUCAAGUAGAUCCAGAUGCCACCAUAUCUUUCCAGGCUGGUCAGCAUCAUUACAACCUCAAUUUUAAAGAAAUGACCCAGACAAACAUUGCUUUUAAAACUAGAAGACAGGUCUGCAGGCGACCAAAAUUUGUGUCUUCUGAAGAUGUGCAGAAGAUAAAGAAAGGCCAGAGGGAUUCUUCUAUUCCAAAUCAAGCCUGUCCUAGCCACUGGGAUCAAUCUGCACUGCCUGACUUGGGAUACAAGGCAGUGGUGAUCAGUAGUGUGACCCCUGAGUACAACACAAUAAAGCAGCUGUUCCAUCAGACUAUGAAAACCUACAGCAUCCUUAAAAUACAGAGGAUUCAGAAUCCAUCCCUCUGGAAGGUGUUUCAGUGGCAAAAGGAGAAGAUGAAAAGGGAGAAUGGAGGAAAGGAAGUGCAGGAAAAGCUCCUGUUUCAUGGAACCAACACCUCCUUCACGGAAACCAUCUGCGCUCAGAAUUUUGACUGGAGAAUUUGUGGAAAAAAUGGAACUAACUAUGGAAUGGGAAGUUACUUUGCUAGAGAAGCUUCCUAUUCCCAUGCAUACUGUCAGGCUACGGAGAAAGGAAACAUGAUGUUUGUGGCUCGUGUUUUGGUUGGAGACUAUAUUAAAGGGAAUGCAGCCUAUGUUCGUCCUCCAAAAAAGUCUGUGGAUGGGCUUUGGUUUUAUGACAGCUGUGUGGAUGAUGAGUUAAAUCCUUCUGUUUUUGUUGUCUUUGAAAAACACCAGAUUUACCCAGAGUACAUAAUAGAGUAUAAAGAGGAUGAAAAAAGAUGUGUUAUAUCUUAGAGGGAUCGUGGCAGUUUAUAUCCCUCAUCUUGUUUUCCGUACUGCAGGUGUUCUCGUACUUAGUGACUUCUUUCUUCUUAAUACAGUUCUUUGGAAUGUUAAUCCAAACAAAUUUUGCAUUGAGGAGGGCUGGCAAAACAGCUAUUACACUUGAGACUGUCUUUUCUUCUUCCUCUUUUAAAUGAAUCAUAGGCAUUUGGAAAACCGUAGCAGGAAAAUCAGAAUUGUGGGAUGGGAUGUUAUCAAUUCUGUGGGCAAAUAACUGUAAAUGCAUUGUCUUAAAAAUAGAGAGGAUUUCUCUUUGUGAACAGUUAGAAGAAAAAUUAACAGUACAGUAGCUUUUAAGGAAGCUUUCAGGUUUUUAUAGAGAUUCUUUUCAGUGCAGAAUUCAUCUGUUCUUGAUCCUCUCAUCUGUAAUUACUGUAAACAGCUCAGUGUAGGUGAGAAUGAUGACUUUGUUUUCAAAACACUGCUUGUUAACUCUGAUACAAGUUUUGAGUUCAAAUGGUAAAAAAAAAAAAGCCUAUAUUAAAAUCCAUGUCGUUAAUUCUUGAGCGGAAAAUUUUUGUCUGUACAAUGACGGAUCAGAAAGUUGUUGGAUCAAAUUCUUUAUGGAGAUCUGCAGUAACUUGAUUUGACCUCUACAAAAGCAGAGCUCAACUGAAGCUGUGAAAGCCACAACUUAUGAGUAAGCAGACACUGAAAUUUGAGGGUUUGGCUGCAGCUAAUGGCUGUAAGGGUAUGAAGGCUGUGUCCCAACGAGCCAGGCUUUGCAGUGGAUGUGGCCACAUAGUUUCUCAAUGUGAACACUUGUUUUGUGAAUGUGAUAGGACAGAAGAAACUUCUUAAGGAGCAUUGAGGUUUUCUGUCCUAUUUGUCUGCGUCAAUUUUCGUUUUUCCAGACGUAGGACAUGACUGGCAGAGACCAGUUAUGUUCUCUGAAGGCCAGUGGUAGAACUGCUGUCCUAAGACACUGUCCACACAUUUUGUUGCCCAUGUUGCACUGGGCAACGCGCUGACAAGUGAGGUUCUUCUUUGUAUUUUGAGGUAGCUGUGGGUUAUCCCACAUAAUGCUUUCCUGGCUCUACUUUGGAGAAACUCACUUUCUCAGCGAUGUACAACCCUAACAACAGUGGCUGAGCCCUUUUUUGCAGUUACAUGCUUUUUGUUGUUCCCGAAAAACCCCACCAGAAAUUUGUGCAGAGUUUCUACUGGAUUUUAAUAAGCAGUCUGUAAGUUGAUGGAACUGAAAACCCUCUGUACAAAGAUGUAGGCAGUCUAGCUGUUAAGAGGGAAACUGUUGGUGAGGACAGAGGAGCAGUAAUUUUUACUUUCAGAUAAGCUUUACAGUAACACCAACAGCCUUCCACUUUUUUGCAUCUUGAUACCAAUCUGUUAACCACUCAAAGAUUGCAAGUUCCCAAGAGGAUGGAAAGAGAUAAACCCAGGAAAUCUUAUUAAAAUGAUUGUCUUAGAACUAAAUGAAAACAUGUGUCAGUAAAGCAUUAAAAGGGGAAGAUUUUGCCACUUUUUAAGAUGUCUCUUGUUUGUCUGCAGAGUUCCUGAAUCACUGACUUUGCUGUAUUUGCAAAUAAAAUGUGUUUUCAGUCA
Myiozetetes cayanensis is the source of this 3669-nucleotide messenger RNA. RefSeq names its product zinc finger CCCH-type antiviral protein 1-like. Gene Ontology annotation, molecular function: metal ion binding; NAD+ poly-ADP-ribosyltransferase activity. The coding region runs from base 16 to 2058 and encodes 680 amino acids. The record is from RefSeq and is a predicted model, not a curated record. NCBI's taxonomy places the organism in Eukaryota, Metazoa, Chordata, Aves, Passeriformes, Tyrannidae. The transcript has 13 exons.